Chelmon rostratus (copperband butterflyfish) is the source of this 2082-nucleotide messenger RNA. Its product is annotated as ankyrin repeat domain-containing protein 39-like. Gene Ontology annotation, molecular function: protein binding. The record is from RefSeq and is a predicted model, not a curated record. NCBI's taxonomy places the organism in Eukaryota, Metazoa, Chordata, Actinopteri, Chaetodontiformes, Chaetodontidae.
CUAAGGAAGCACGUUUACGGCUGGUGGUGUGGCGCAAACAUUUAGCAAGCUUGAAGGUUUUUUGUGUUGUCUAACAAAAAAUAACAUAAAUAGCCAUUUGUCAUGCUUCCACCUGUACCUGGAUUAUUAUAUAUCUUAUUUUUUACCAUUCAGUUACGGUUUAUUUUUGGGCUUGUGUGUUUGGAGGCUAGCUAGCUGUUAGCGGUGUCAAGUUGUCGACCACUAACGAUAGAAGAAGAAACACGGAACUGUCAAACAGAGUAAUUUUGACUCACAGCCUCACUCACAAACUAGUGUUCAGCCUCAGGUUUGAAUGUGUGUGUUUUUAUCCUGUUUGUUCCAGUUAACACAAUGGCGUCUGACAGCCACCACUGUGCGUGUUGCUCCCAUCCUGUCUCCUCUCCCAGUGUUCACCAGACGAUGAAUGAAAUGGAUUUUGAACGAGGUAUCUGGUCUGCUGCAAUGGAUGGAGACCUGGAGAGGGUCUCGUCCUUGGUCCAGAAGGGCACAGACCCUAACCUGAGAGACUCAGCUGGAUACACAGCUCUGCACUAUGCGAGUCGCAGUGGUCGUCAGGCCGUGUGCGAGUUUCUUCUUGAGAAUGGUGCUUGUGCAUCUCCCCGGACACCAGGUGGAGCCACUCGAUCGGCUUACUGUGGUCACCUGGAUGUGGUUCGACUGCUGCUGCACCACAGAGUGGACCCACUGCUCUGUGAUGAUGAUGGUGCAUCACCUUUACAUAAGGCUGCAGAACAGGGUCAUCAGGAGGUCUGUCAGCUGCUUCUGGAGCACCGUCCAGCACUCUGCAGCCAGGUGAACAAGAGGCUCCAGCUCCCUUACCAGCUGGCACCACAGGGAGAUCUGCAGGAGCUCUUAAAACCACCACGGUGACGACAGACACACCGCAUCUGGACAUGAGUUACUGCAGGCAAAUAAUAUGAGCUGAAAACACAGUAGGCGAGGUCCACGUUAACCAAGAUGUCACUCAUUUCACUUCAUUUGACUGGUUUUGUCUGAAGUGAACACCAUCAAAGAGCCACUGGAUGAACAGGACGUUAUUUUCUGCCUUCAUACCAUAAACAUCAGUGGCUGCACUGAGCUUUAAUGUGCAUUUGUUGGUGAUUCCACUGUGGAAUGAGCCGACAUUCAGAUUUCUAAGUUUAGUAUGAGAGCAGAGCAGGCGUACAGGUUAGCGACAGACAGACAGGGAAAUUGUUUGACUUUGAAAGGGGAGAAAGCAACACAUAAAUGCUAAUGCUGUCAGAAUAAUUUGAAAGACGGCAUAAUGACAUAAAAGCUAGACAAAGAGCAGCAUUCAGAGUCAGAAAGCUUGUUGAAAGUGGCUCUGGGAUGACUGGUUUCAUCCACUCGGUUGUUAUAUAUUAAUAUAUUAUGUAUUUUUGUCACAUGCUGAAUUUAUGCAGCGUUUGCUCUCCAUGCAGCAGUUUGUAUUCAAACUGGAGGCCAACAUGUGAAGCGAUCCCUGCUGGGCAGCAGGGGGCGCUGUGGUCUAAAAAAACACACCACGUGAACUCUCUGGCAGCUCACACACACUGACCUCAUUCGAUCCUACGGACCACCGUUGGAAAACUAAACAGGGUGACUGUUAGAAAGAGAGAGAGCAGCAUCAGUGCAGCUGUUACAGCUGAUAGUAAGACAUCAUGGAUGGACACCAAUGUUCAGCCAAGUUAUGUUUAUGCCAUCGUGCUCGGUUAUUUCCUGUGUAUUCAUGAAGUUAUCAGUCAGUCACUGCAACAGAUGACGUGAUUUAAAGGUCAUUUUCAUACGUUUGUAUUGGUAGACAUCUUCUAAACUUGACAUAUGUUGCCAGUGACCCGUCUCUGCUGUAGCAACAUGUCUCGGCUGCUUCUGCUGUACUGGUUUUAUGCCUCUGUAAGUGUUUCAGUAAAUACUUGGGACCUACUGCAGAUGUUCAUGGUUGAUCUCUUUGCAUUUUUGGUGAAGCAAUAACCUCAAACCACACAACUCUGGCUGCUCAUUAGUCACGCCUUGUGGUUUAUUAAUACCUUCCUGUGUGUUAUUGUUGCCUCUGAUGGAAGAAUAAGCACAAUUAAAUGAUAA